AUGUUUGGGUCUUUGGUUCUGUUCUGCCUGGUUCUGUAUAUCUUCUCUUUCCUCUUGGGGAACAGUAGAAGGGCGAACUUCCCCCCGGGUCCGAUGGCGCUACCCAUCUUUGGAAACCUGCUGGAAUUCAACGCCCAAAACCCCAUUCCAGACAUGAACCGUCUGGCCCAUCGCUACGGUAACGUCUACAGCCUGCUGUUUGGAAGCAAGAAGGUGGUGGUGCUGAAUGGCUACGAGGCUCUGAAGGAAGCCCUGGUCACCAAAGCUGCAGAUUUCUCUGCAAGACCCGAAGAACUCAUGAUCAGAGAUGUGGUUCAGCGAAAAGUGGACACGAUGGGCGUGGUCCUGGCGACCAACAGCCCCAUGUGGCGGGACCACCGGCGCUUUGGGCUCAGCACCCUCAGGAACUUCGGUCUGGGGAAGAAGUCCAUGGAGGACCGCAUCCUGCGGGAGGUUCAGCGGUUGGAGGGUAUCCUAGAGGAGGGCAUCGGUUCCAUCAUCAGUCCUGUGCAGCUGUUCCACAACCUGGCCUCCAACAUCAUCAGCCAGGUGGUAUUUGGGUCGCAUUACGACCACAACCACGACUUCAUCAAGAUGUCCAUCGCUGGGAUCAGGGAGACCGCCAAGAUCUUCAAUGGGCCCUGGGCCAUGAUUUACGAUACUAUCCCCUGGAUUCGGUACCUUCCGUUACCCUUCAGGAAAGCUUUCGUAAACGUGAAGAACAUUGAUGUGGGCACAAUGGAGAUAGUGUCUGAGCACAUGAAGACCAAGGUGAAGGGCGAACCUCGUGACCUCAUGGACUGCUACUUGGAUGAGAUGGAGAAGAGAGGCAGCUCAUCUUUUUCAGAAGAACAGCUGUCUUCCUUCGCUCAGGAUCUUCACUUCGCUGGAACCGACACAACCUCGAACACAUUGUUGUACGCCUUCCUCUGCAUGAUGGCCCAUCCCCACGUCCAAGAGCGGGGCCAGCAGGAAAUCGACUUGGUGCUCCAAGGGAGGGAGGAGGCAAGCUAUGAAGACAGACACCAGAUGCCCUAUAUGCAGGCUGUGAUCCAUGAGACUCAGAGAAUAUCGAACACGGUUCCUCUCAGCGUUCUUCACGCUACUGAUAAAGACACUGAGCUCAUGGGAUACUCCAUUCCUAAGGGAACGAUCAUCGUCCCCAACAUGGCCUCCGUGUUGUCCGAGGAGGGCCAGUGGAAGUUCCCUCACGAGUUCAACCCAGAGAACUUCCUGGAUGACCGGGGAGAGUUUGUGAAGCCGGAGGCCUUCAUACCGUUCUCUAUUGGUCCUCGCGUGUGCCUGGGGGAGGGCCUGGCUCGCAUGGAGCUGUUCCUGGUGCUUGUGACGCUGCUCAGAAGAUUCCAGUUCAUCUGGCCCAAGAAUGCUGGAGAACCAGACCUGAGGCCUGUGUUCGGACUCACCAUCAGUCCCCAACCCUUCAACCUGGAGGUUCGCUUGAGAGGGACAGAGAGGACUUGAUGAAAGGAAGAGAGAGAGAGAGAGAGAGAGAGAGAGAGAGAGAGAGAGAGAGAGAGAGAGAGAGAGAGAGAGAGAGAGAGAGAGCUUGAUGGGCAAGAGAGCGAGCUUGAUGGGCGAGAGAGCGAGCUUGAUGGGCGAGAGAGCUAGCUUGAUGGGCAAGAGAGAGAGCUUGAUGGGCGAGAGAGAGAGGGAGGGAGAGAGAGGAAGCGGGAGCGAGAGAGGAGAGAUCGAGAGAGAGAGAUUCUUGAGGACCUGUGAGUCCUUUUAUUCGAUGGAAGAACAAAAACAGGUCAGAUAAUGGUUGGGUUGGCUAUUCUUUUUGAAAUUAAAUCAUGUGAGAAAUGA
Molecule: messenger RNA, 1827 nt
Organism: Gadus macrocephalus (Pacific cod)
Lineage: Eukaryota; Metazoa; Chordata; Actinopteri; Gadiformes; Gadidae
Product: cytochrome P450 2D15-like
Exons: 11
Coding region: 1-1482 (493 amino acids)
Biological process (GO): xenobiotic metabolic process
Cellular component (GO): intracellular membrane-bounded organelle; cytoplasm
Molecular function (GO): iron ion binding; oxidoreductase activity, acting on paired donors, with incorporation or reduction of molecular oxygen, reduced flavin or flavoprotein as one donor, and incorporation of one atom of oxygen; heme binding
Source: RefSeq, a predicted model, not a curated record